AUGGAGUCCCUCGAUUCGACCGGCAGCAAGGUUCUGAGCGUCGGGCUUUUGCUAGCCGCCACUCUAUUGGCGGCGAAGCUGAUCUCCGCCCUGAUAAUGCCCAGAUCCAGGCGGCGCCUGCCGCCUGUGGUUCGCGCGUGGCCGGUUCUCGGCGGUCUAAUCCGGUUCAUGAACGGGCCGGUGGUGAUGCUCCGCGAGGAGUACCCUAAGCUCGGGAGCGUGUUCACCCUGAAGCUGCUGAACAAGAGCAUCACGUUCCUGAUCGGGCCGGAGGUCUCGGCCCAUUUCUUCAAGGCGCCUGAGUCCGAUCUCAGCCAGCAGGAGGUUUACCAGUUUAAUGUACCGACGUUCGGGCCCGGCGUGGUGUUCGAUGUCGAUUAUACUAUUAGGCAGGAGCAGUUCAGAUUUUUCACGGAGGCGCUUAGGGUUAACAAGCUCAAAAGCUACGUUGAUCAAAUGGUUAUGGAGGCUGAGGAAUAUUUUUCGAAAUGGGGAGACAGUGGCGAAAUCGACCUAAAGUACGAGUUAGAACAUCUAAUUAUUCUGACCGCCAGUCGGUGUCUGUUAGGCGAGGAGGUCCGCAACAAACUCUUUGAUGAUGUUUCUGCCCUUUUCCACGACCUCGAUAGUGGGAUGCUCCCGAUUAGCGUCAUCUUCCCUUACCUCCCGAUUCCAGCCCACAAACGUCGGGACAAAGCCCGCAAGAAGUUAGCCGAAAUUUUCGCAAACAUAAUAGCUUCACGUAAAAAAACGGGCACUUCUCAGAACGAUUUAUUACAGUGCUUCAUAGAUUCCAAGUACAAGGAUGGUCGGCCGACGACCGAGUCUGAGGUGACCGGACUUUUGAUUGCUGCCCUAUUUGCCGGGCAGCACACGAGCUCGAUUACCUCGACUUGGACCGGUGCUUAUCUGCUUUGCAACCGUAAGUACCUGUCGGCCGUUUUGGAUGAGCAAAAGAACUUGGUGAAUAAGCAUGGGAAUGAGGUCAAUUAUGACGUUUUGUCCGAAAUGGAAGUUCUCUACCGGUGCAUAAAAGAGUCUCUGAGGCUACACCCACCGUUGAUUAUGCUUUUACGAAGCUCGCACAGCGAUUUCAGUGUCACGACUAAGGAAGGAAAAGAGUACGAUAUUCCAAAGGGGCAUAUUGUUGCCACAUCACCAGCUUUUGCAAACCGGCUGCCGAAUAUAUACAAGGAUCCGGAUACUUAUGACCCGGAUAGGUUCGGGCCAGGUCGGGAUGAGGACAAGGCCGCGGGAGCAUUUUCAUACAUCUCGUUCGGUGGGGGAAGGCACGGCUGCUUGGGCGAGCCGUUUGCUUAUUUGCAGAUAAAGGCGAUAUGGAGCCAUCUGCUUAGGAAUUUCGAGAUGGAGCUCGUCUCGCCUUUCCCGGAGAUUGACUGGAAUGCUAUGGUUGUUGGGGUGAAGGGGAAAGUGAUGGUUAGGUACAAACGCAGGCCCAGCCCGGUUAACUGA
Striga hermonthica is the source of this 1473-nucleotide messenger RNA. The record is from the annotation of a GenBank genome assembly. NCBI's taxonomy places the organism in Eukaryota, Viridiplantae, Streptophyta, Magnoliopsida, Lamiales, Orobanchaceae.